Molecule: messenger RNA, 1325 nt
Organism: Volvox carteri f. nagariensis
Lineage: Eukaryota; Viridiplantae; Chlorophyta; Chlorophyceae; Chlamydomonadales; Volvocaceae
Exons: 1
Coding region: 222-851 (209 amino acids)
Source: RefSeq, a predicted model, not a curated record
AAUCCCAAUUAUAACUACUUUCGUAAUCAGCUGUGUCAAGGACUAAGCCUUGUUACAGUUUAGUAUCUUUGACCAACCGGUCAAAAGGACCUCGGAGCCCUCUGCGCGCUCAGACAGCCGUCUAUACGUGUUCUCCAUACCUACAACAAAUUAAGUAGCAGCCAGUCCAAUUACAAGUUUUAUAUCUUAUAUCAUAUAUCUCAUCAACUAAACCUGUUCAGAUGGCUGCGUUUCUUACCAUGGAGCAGAUCGAGGAAAUGAUUGAAAAGUCCAUGAGCAAGGCCGUGAGCAAGGCCGUCGACGAGGCCGUUAGCAAGGCCGUGAGCAAGGCCGUGGACGAUUCCGUUAGCAAGGCCGUGGACGAGGCCGUUAGCAAGGCCGUGACCAAGGCCGUGGACGAGGCCGUUAGCAAGGCCGUGAGUGAGGCCGUGGCUCCGGUAGUGACGGAGCUGCGGACCCUUUCGGGCAGGGUGGAGACCCUAUCGGGCGAGAUGCGUCAACUAUCAAACAAAGUUGGAGUGCUAACCGCCAAGCAGCACAACUCUUUGGUGGGCCGAAGUGAUUUGCUGCAGAAGGUUCCUCUUCAUGAUGGCUCUCUUCCUGAAGGGGACUACCCGAGAACAAUCAUGGAGGUCAUCGUGCCUGGAAACGAGGCACUGCCAGAUGGUUCAAUGAACAUGUGGAAUAAGAGCAAGUCUCGAUGUCUGCUACAUCAGUACCAGGAUGACAGUGGAGAAGAGAGCGGCACUGAUGACGAGCAAUCAUCGAGAUCACUUGCAAGGAGACUGAGAUUGGCUCGUUGUUUGGGUAUCUCGAAUAUCCAAUUAAAUUUUGCACAAAUAAGCCUUUAAUUGGGCUCUUGCUGUCUAUGCUCUGCACCUGUGAAGCUGGUUUCAGCACUGCCACACUGGUCGUCUGCGGCAUCACCCCGAAGUCAGGCAGUGUGGUGUUAAAGAGCUUUAUCAUCUUGCGCCGCAUGCUACGCAUACUUUUAGCACCAUAUUUCAAUGGAUUUGUUGGAUGGGCUAAACAACACCCGCGUGUUCUGUUUGUGGUCGGUUGGGGUUUGGCACCCGGAAAUGGUAUCUAGGUCGAAGAUAAUUCAGUUUGACAUGUUUGGUCGCGUAUUGUCCCGUCCAAAUCCGGACGAGCUCGAACAUUGUUAUACCAGAAAUAAAAACUAUGUGUGAACGGUAGUAUGUAUGCGGCGUGUUUUUGCACUACGCCUCGGACACUAUGUCCGCAUUAGUGGCACACUAGUUAUCAGGGCCUCAGACCUGCUGAUAACUUUCAAAGUGGACAUUAACUUCCGAGCGGGAAAAUUC